AUGUCCACCAACCGCUGCCAACAAAUCCUCGCAGAGGUCGACAACGACGUCACCAUGGCGGUCUACCGUAUCUUCAGCGAAGCCGAGACCAACGAAAACAUCACAGCCAAGAAUUGGGAGGACUUCGCUGCCGAGCUCGAUGACGGGGACAAGAGGAUGGUGGAUGAGGUGGUCUGCAACUUGACACACGCGUGGGUGCAGUGCGCUCCGUGUGCGAAUCUGGUGGCGCUGGUGAGGUGGCGGAGAGACGCGAGGGGUCUUGUUGCGCAGGUCUGA
Molecule: messenger RNA, 276 nt
Organism: Alternaria incomplexa
Lineage: Eukaryota; Fungi; Ascomycota; Dothideomycetes; Pleosporales; Pleosporaceae
Exons: 1
Coding region: 1-276 (91 amino acids)
Source: RefSeq, a predicted model, not a curated record